AUGGAGUCCCUUACCAAAGCUUCCAUGAAAGUUUGUCCUUUCGUGAAAUCGAGAUCCACCCAGGCGCUUCGCCAGAUGAGUGAAGCUCUGACUUUGAGUAAGCACGCUAGAGCAUGCCCUUUUAUGGGUGCUGCCAUCGCUGCCAGAGACUACUCCCACUCUUCGAAGCCUGCUGCUGCUUCUAGUGCUCCCGCUGGAUCCGCCUCGGCUUCUCGUAUCCCAGCAGGUUACUCGUUUUCCGGCAGUGACUUGGUCUCCAACACCAUGGAGAUUGUGGAUAGGUCAUCCAAGGAGAAGGCUUUCGACUAUGAAGGGUUUCUCGGUGGAGAGAUUUCCAAGAAGAGAAACGACAAGUCCUACCGUUACUUUAACAACAUCAACCGUUUGGCUGAGGAGUUUCCUAGGGCCCACUUGGGUAGCGAAGGCGAACGGGUCACCGUGUGGUGUGCCAACGACUAUUUAGGUAUGGGCACCAAUGAAAAGACAAUUCAGGCCAUGAAAACUACUUUGGAUAAGUACGGUGCCGGUGCGGGCGGUACGAGAAACAUUGCAGGCCAUAACCGACAUGCCAUCGCCUUGGAGUCUGAGCUUUCUGCUUUACAUAAGCACGAGGCUGCAUUGGUCUUCAGCUCGUGUUAUGUUGCCAAUGAUGCAGUUCUUUCACUUUUGGGUCAAAAAAUGAAGGAUUUGGUUAUUUUCUCGGAUGAGUUGAACCACGCUUCGAUGAUCCAAGGUAUACGUAACUCGAGAGCCAGAAAAGAAGUUUUCAAGCAUAACAGCUUGCAAGACUUGGAAGAACGUUUGGCAAAGUAUCCAAAGAAUACCCCUAAGUUAAUUGCGUUUGAAUCCGUCUACUCCAUGUGCGGUUCGAUCGCUCCAAUUGAAGAAAUCUGUGAUUUGGCCGAAAAAUACGGCGCCUUGACUUUCUUGGAUGAAGUUCAUGCCGUUGGUAUGUACGGUCCUCACGGUGCUGGUGUUGCAGAACACUUGAACUUUGAAGAACACUUGAAAGCCGGUUUGAACAAAAUCCGUCCUGAUUCUGUCAUGAACAGAAUCGACAUGGUCACCGGUACCUUAGGUAAAGCCUACGGUGUUGUGGGUGGUUACGUUACUGGUAAGCAAAGUAUGAUUGACUGGGUGCGUUCGUUCGCUCCUGGUUUCAUUUUCACCACCUCGUUGCCUCCUGCUGUUAUGGCUGGUGCAUCUGCUUCCAUCAGACACCAGAGAUCUACUUUGCUGGACAGAAUUGCCCAGCAGAAGAACACAAGAUACGUUAAGAAUAACUUUGGCAACAUUGGUAUCCCUGUGAUUCCAAAUCCUUCCCAUAUCGUUCCUAUUUUGGUCGGUAAUGCGGCGGAUGCAAAGAAAGCCUCGGACUUGUUGUUGAACAAACACAACAUUUACGUGCAAGCUAUCAAUUUUCCUACUGUGCCUAUCGGAGAGGAGAGAUUGAGAAUCACCCCAACUCCUGGCCACGGUAAGGAGAUUGCUGAUGAUUUGGUUGGUGCCGUUGACUCUGUGUUCAACGAAUUGAACUUGAAGAGAGUCUCCAAUUGGGAACGCGAGGGCGGUCUCUGCGGUGUCGGUCAACACGAUAAACCCGUCUUGGAACAUAUCUGGACCGAUGAGCAGUUGGCUUUGCGUGAUGAUGACUUGAACCCUAAUGUCAUCAACCCUGAGAUCACUCCGAACGCUGUGAGCUCUGGUAGCCAGGAAUCACCUAAACAAAUGGUCAACGAUAACCUGCCAGCCCAUUUCUACCUUAAUCGGUUGGUGAACUCGUUGGUUCCCUCGGAGUUCGGCGCCCAGUACAACAAGAGUUUGUCAAACACCCUAAUAGCAUACAUAUCUGGGGAGAUCAAGGACUCAUCCCUGGUACUCGACGAGCUACGAGCACAUUUCAUGAGACAUGGAACAGAGGAUGGUUGGAACACUUUCCAAAGUAUAGUCAGUUCCCUACCGCAACAACAAAGCCCUGAACAAGUUGCUUCGUAUCUACAGUUCCUUCUAAAUCUAGUCCCUGAUCCAAAGAGCUCAGGUCCACCAAAGUUUUCCCAUGCUGCAUCGAGCCCAGUUGCUCUGUCCUCUCCUUUCAAUCAAUCCCAUGGCCAAUUCCUUAGCCUGAAUGGCCGUCCCAGCAGCCAGCCUUAUGAUGAAAAUCUAGACGAAGAGAGCAUUCUACCGUUCCUUUCCAAUACCCUUGUUGGGCUUGAUACACAACUAUUCACAUUUACUGAUGACGCAGUCCGAAUCCUGUCGUCUCUUGGUCGUGGCCUGUUCCAAUUGCUUAAUGAUCUUUGCGAGCCAGCAUUAAUUUAUAGACGUCUACAUGGUUCUGUCGAAAGGUUGAGAGGUAAGAACGCUUCGCCUAUAAAAGCUGCGUUUAUGCAAGUAUUGGGUUCAAAGCUUAUGGCAUAUGCCAGUGAGGUAACCAGGAUCUUCCAUACACCUCGUUCAUCCUUGCUUUCUGUCUACUUUGAUCUACAAGACCUGAUUGUGGUCCUUCGCAUGUUGUCACACCUUCAUCAGCAAAUGGAAGAGCUUGACGGAUUUCAAUUUCUUGAAGAGACUUAUAAACUCACCAGCUUCGGUGACACGGCCGUGAAGAACCUGGCUAAGGACGUUUAUGAUGAGCUCAAGAAGCCAUACUUUCAAUAUUUGGAGCAUUGGAUACUCAGAGGAGAACUUGUGGAUGUCAGCAACGAGUUCUUCGUGUCUUUUAAUAAGGAUGCUGACCAUAUUAAUGAUAUCAUUCAAUUCAAUCGUGAUAGGGUUCCGUCGUUUAUGGGGAUUAAUGAGGAGGAUUGUAUCAGAAUUCUUCAGAUCGGCAAAACUAUCAUCUUCCUCGACAAAUUCUGCAAGGAACUUGAAUGGCUCAGUGCAUAUAGUAAGCACUAUUCUGCUUAUGUCUAUCACCAGAAUCAAGGGUUGGUGUCAUUGAGUCAGACAUUGUUGAAGAUUUUGCACCAAACUCAAUAUGGGGAACUUAUCAAUUACUUCACCUUGGUGGUGUACCACAAGUAUGAUUACUUUGAACAUCUUAGAAAUCUUAAAAGCAUAAUGUUGAUUGGUUCAAGUGACUUUGUGGAGGCUAUCAAUGAAAGAGGGCUAACUAUGUUCAAUGAACCGGCCACUUCGUUGACAUCUGGGAAAUUGGCCGGAUUGCUUUCGGGCGCAAUUGGGGCUUCGUCCAUUCGAGUAAUGCCCAGCAGAUUUCAGCUGAGAAUUGAUGCACGUAUUUUGGACUUGAGCCACGGAAGUAUAGGAUGGGAUGUGUUCACAUUGGAGUACAAGCUUAUAGAGUCGCCUCUUGAGUUACUUUUGAACAGCAAUAACCAAUCUACUCAUUACCUUCGAUUGUUCAAUUUCUUGUGGAGUCUAAGGCACUUUCAAUUCCUUCUUAACAAGAACUACGUGGACUAUAUCCGGUUGCAAAAAGAUUAUCUCCUGAAGCUAAGCGCCAAAAGUGGGCAACUGACAAAAAGAGUCCUUUCUAAUGUCCGUCAGAAUUGGUUUUCCAAGUGUCUCAGGACGAUCAACUUAAUACGCUUUCGUCUUUCUGGAUUAUUAACUACACUCCUCAAAUUUUUAUCGUACGAUUUGAUCGAGAGUAAUUUCCAGCAGAAUAUCAUAAAACUGGUUUUUAAAAGCAACUUGUCGGUGGAUCCAAUGUUCACAAGCGAAACUACGCGUAAGGACAGGAAGCUUCCUAUACUUGACAAAACAUUUGCUGCAGCGUUUGCAUACCAAACCAGCCCAGCGUUUUCGGACAUUGAGAGGAUACCAUUGGCAGGGCUGAAUAUUGUGGAGCACACAAUAGACGAGUUAACAGCCAUGCAUCUGAAAUACCUCAAAAGCGUUUAUGAUUGCAAGCUUAUAAACGAAGAGUACAGAGGUAAGGUGAGUCGGGAGCCAUUGAUUGAUCAGAUUUUUGCGUUCAUGGAGAUCUUAUUUGCGUUCCUAAAAAGUAGUGAAGAGUUUGGUUCCUCGGUUGUGAGCUACGUCAACUUGCUCGACUUGAGCAGGUCGGUAGAGUCGGAUGCAGGCGUUGCGUUUGAGGGUGAUUUGGAACAUCUUCACGUGCGUCUUUCAGACCUAAUGAAAGUGAUGUACAAAGACCUUUUCAAGAGCAAUUUUGAGCCAAGACUACAAACUUUUACCAAGGAUCUUCGUGCAGACUUGGACUUGAAAGACUUGAGCAAGAUGUUAUAA
Candidozyma haemuli is the source of this 4212-nucleotide messenger RNA. RefSeq names its product 5-aminolevulinate synthase, mitochondrial. The record is from RefSeq and is a predicted model, not a curated record. Lineage: Eukaryota; Fungi; Ascomycota; Pichiomycetes; Serinales; Metschnikowiaceae. Gene Ontology annotation, cellular component: mitochondrion. Gene Ontology annotation, biological process: heme biosynthetic process. The transcript is spliced from 2 exons. Gene Ontology annotation, molecular function: 5-aminolevulinate synthase activity; gamma-tubulin binding; pyridoxal phosphate binding. The coding region runs from base 1 to 4212 and encodes 1403 amino acids.